AUGGGCAAGAAAGCAGCUUCUCCCGCCUACGUCCUCGGCGUGGGCAUGACCAAGUUCAUCAAGCCGCGAGGCAAAGUCGACUACAACGAGCUCGGCUUCGAGGCGGGCGUUAAGGCCAUGUUGGAUGCCAAGAUCAACUACGACGAUGUCGAGCAGGGCGUAGCCUGCUAUGUCUACGGCGACAGCACCUGCGGGCAGCGUGUCUUUUACCAAUUCGGCCUCACCCAGAUCCCUAUCUACAACGUGAACAAUAACUGCUCAACCGGAUCGACUGGUCUUGCUAUGGCGCGCACGCUCGUCUCCCACGGCGCUGCCGACUGCGUUAUGGUCGUUGGCUUUGAAAAGAUGAGCCCAGGAUCUCUGCAGUCGGUUUACAACGACCGAACCAACCCCACCGGUCUUUUCGGUAUGAUGAUGGCCGAGACUCGCGGUGUCACCAACGCUCCCGGUGCCGCACAGAUGUUUGGUAACGCUGGUCGCGAGUACAUGGAGAAGUACGGCGCCAAAGCCGAACACUUUGCCGAAAUCGCGCGAGUCAACCACGAACACUCAAAGCGGAACCCCUACUCCCAGUUCCAGGAUGAAUACACGCUUGAGCAGAUCUUGAAGGCCCCGAUGAUUCACGAGCCGCUUACCAAGCUGCAGUGCUGCCCUACUUCCGACGGAGCCGCCGCCGCUGUCAUCGUCUCCCAGGCUUUCUUGGACGCCCGCCCUCACCUCAAGGACCAGGCUGUCCUCAUUGCUGGUCAGCAGCUCGCCACGGAUAACAGUACGCUGUACAACAAGAGCUCCAUCGAUCUCAUGGGAUUCGGCAUGUCUCGGGCCGCUUGCCGCGCUGCCGUCGCCGAGGCGGGUGUGAACAUCAAGGACAUCAAGGUGUGCGAACUACACGACUGCUUCUCCGCAAAUGAAAUGAUCACGAUCGAUGCUCUUGAGCUCUCCGAGCCAGGGAAAGCCCACGAGAUGGUUGCCAAGGGAGACAUCACAUACGGCGGCAAGAUGGUCAUCAAUCCAUCAGGUGGCCUUAUCUCCAAGGGUCAUCCGCUCGGCGCAACCGGUCUGGCGCAAUGUACCGAGCUGGUUUGGCACCUGCGUGGCUGGGCCAACAACCGCUUGAUCGACGGAACCGAUGCCUGCCUGCAACACAACUUGGGACUGGGCGGUGCGGUCGUCGUGACGGUUUAUAAGCGCGCUGACGGUAGGGCUGCCAAGCCCGUGCCAUCGGCGGAGGUCGCAAAGAUCACCGGUCUCGGCUACAACCCUGCCGUGGAGGCCAAAGGCUUCACAGCCGAGCAGGCCAAGAAGGUCCUUAGCAAGACAGCGUCAGACCCGUUUGCCUUGGGCGAUGCACAAGACAGGGUUCUUGCUCGUUUCUGA
This is a messenger RNA of Aspergillus mulundensis, 1377 nucleotides long. Its product is annotated as putative sterol carrier protein. Bases 1 to 1377 code for a protein of 458 amino acids. Gene Ontology annotation, molecular function: acyltransferase activity, transferring groups other than amino-acyl groups. The transcript has 2 exons. NCBI's taxonomy places the organism in Eukaryota, Fungi, Ascomycota, Eurotiomycetes, Eurotiales, Aspergillaceae. The record is from RefSeq and is a predicted model, not a curated record.